Molecule: messenger RNA, 402 nt
Organism: Eimeria acervulina
Lineage: Eukaryota; Apicomplexa; Conoidasida; Eucoccidiorida; Eimeriidae
Product: RWD domain-containing protein, putative
Exons: 3
Coding region: 1-402 (133 amino acids)
Source: RefSeq, a predicted model, not a curated record
AUGCUAAACCGACAGCAGCAGCAGCAGCAGCCAGCAGCAGCAGCAGCAGCAGCAGAAGCAGCAGCAGCAGCAGCAGACGAAGAUGAAGACAGCCUGGAGCAGCAAAUUGAUGCCUCCGCCAGAGGCCCAGCAGAGAGAACUCUCUGCCCUGCCAGCGAGCGAUGCACUCGCGAAGAGUUUUGCAGAUGGGCUGCAGCAUUUGCUGCGGAGAUGCAGGCGAAGGGCAUUUGGGCCUCUUCAAACAAAAGCGAUGUUAUCACAGGGAAGCAGAUCUUUACUGAAAGUGCUGCUGCUGCUGCCGCUGCUGCUGCUGCAGCAGAUAACGAACCCGAUGGGUCUGCAUUUUGGGAGAAUGUUGAAUUAUUUGAAGAUGAUGCAAAUGCACUACCCGAAGAUGAUUGA